Molecule: messenger RNA, 1970 nt
Organism: Pelagomonas calceolata
Lineage: Eukaryota; Pelagophyceae; Pelagomonadales; Pelagomonadaceae
Source: the annotation of a GenBank genome assembly
ACUGCGGGUCCAAAUUGGCCGCGGUCAGUUCAGGCCCAGAACGCGGGCCGCAGUUCGUGGUGAACAAGCAGGUAGCGUAGCAGUGCUGCGACAGCCGCUGUGCAUACGCUGCUGCGCGCGCCGCGGUCUCAAAUCUCUCCGAGGACCGGUUCCGCGCGCUGCCUAGAAAGCGGCUCUCGCACGCCGUAGGACGCGGUCUCAAUUACUCCACAGAGACCGAUCUGCGCGCGCGGCGCUAGAAAAGCGCUGCAGCCUCCCGCAAAGCGCGCAAACAAAAGAUGGCCGACCGCGACGACGCCAUGGACGUCGGCGCCAUUGAGGACGACGCCUUGAAUGACGACGACGAGCAGGACGAGAACGGCGACGAGGUCGAGGAGGGCUACAAGAUGGCCAAGGUGUCGGGCUGUGUGGAAAUCAACCAGUGCGUCCCGACAAUUCUUCACUAAGUCAUUUCUCGGCAAUGACGCCUCCGUCCUGGCUCGGUCGAGCGGUGAGGAACCGGCAUCGCCACGCCAUCGAGCAGGCGUCGCGUCGAUGGCGUGCAGGUAGACGCGAAGAUUCAGCACGAACGUAAAAUUUUGAUUUCCACACAGGUGAGCGGCUACCUCCACUUCAGCAACGAGCACCGCCCCGAAGUCACCACAAGAGUAAAUGCGAUGGAGGGUUUGGCGCCGCGCGAGCGGUCCCAGAAGAUCAUUGCGGAAUUAGGCAAGAUGUGGAAGGCCCUAUCCCAGCAAGAUAGAGAUGAUUGGAAGGAGCGCGCGCCCGUCGUCAAGCGCAAAAUCAAGGCCAAGAAACCGAGUAAGAAGCGCGCGAAGAAGACCGAUGAUGAUGCACCGGCGCAGAGAUCUUCACCAGUACCGUACAUCGGCCCCGAGACGCUCGUCGGGCCCUACCCCAUCGACGAGGAAGCCCUGCGCAAGCUCAAACGCUUACAUGACGACGGCAUCAUCGACGACGACGAAUUUAGGCAGGGCAAGGCGAAAGCCUUGGGUAUAACCCCCAACAACGGCCCGCCGACGCCAAAUGAACAAGUUGGCACGGUCUACCGCCCGUCGAACCCGCCGCCGCCGCCGUCGCCGAAGGUCGAGAAGGAAAAAAAAGAAAAAGCGCCCAAGCUCGAGCUGCCGCAGUCGUGUUUGGAAGCCUUCAUGGGCGAGUCGUGCACGUGCCUCCAGGAGAACCCGAAACGGGCCAAUACGAAAUCUUAUGAUUCUUAUGAAACGUACAAGAGUGGUACUACACUACAAGGUAUCUUGGAUUUGGGUGCCAAGAAGGCCGACCUGGCCCAUGAUCUAGCAAGGAAGUACAUCACGAUUGACGACCCCCAGAAGCAACAGGCGUUGUUGGCCAACCUGCGACCCGUGAAGAAGCGCGACACGACCGAAAAGACGGCCGACGAGGUCGAGGCGGACAAGGCCUUCGUCGCCGUUACUGGUAGGUACUAUACCAGGAGGGUGAAAGACAACGCGGGGGUACCCGAGGACCCCGAGGAAAAGCUCGAACCGGGCUUUAAGGGCCCCGCGAACUACCGGAACGCCACCGGCGCUUUGGUACUGGACGCGCCUUCCGGUAAAGCGGCCGGCGGUUGUUUGAUUAUGAAGGGCAUUAAUUCCACAAAAGACGACAGACCGCUCGUGCCGAAGCUCGUCCCCAAGUCCAAGUCGGGCAAGACGUCGACGGACGGGUUCAUCAACUUCAAGUUGAAAGCAAGAGGCGUCUCCGGCACGUUGCGCCUGAAGGUCGCCGCGUCCAAGGACCACCAGAACAACUCCAUCCUCGUCGGGAAUCUGAGGAUCAAGGAGGGCGAGACGGAGUGGGUCGAGAACAUCCGGGCGUUCCGCGCGUCGGGCGACACGGACGACUGGCCCGACGAGCUGCCUCAGUCCUCCGCCUAAGCAUGAUCCGUAGUCUCGCGCGGCGGCGGCGUGCCCCUGGAGAGAUUCUACACAAGUACUUAGAGGUACAUC